Pseudocercospora fijiensis CIRAD86 is the source of this 732-nucleotide messenger RNA. RefSeq lists its product as uncharacterized. The record is from RefSeq and is a predicted model, not a curated record. NCBI's taxonomy places the organism in Eukaryota, Fungi, Ascomycota, Dothideomycetes, Mycosphaerellales, Mycosphaerellaceae. The annotation marks the transcript as partial. The transcript has a single exon.
GUACAUGUAACAGCUGGGCGAAAUCUGUUGCGAUGGCCUGCACGCACCGCCGUUUUUGAUCCAAACGACAAGCACUGUCGGCCGCAUGUGAACACGGCCGAUUGCAGCAUGUUCGACUUCGUUGGCACAACAAUUUACGGCAAGAACCCGACGACCAGUUCUGAAUCUCAACUCACAUCUCCUGGAACCGACACAUCAGUUUUCCUACUCUGGACCGAGUCCCGCCGCCUUGUGGCCGGUGUCAUCGACAUUAAUUGCAUUUGCGGCACGACUGUACCGGGCGUAGCGUAGCGUUCUGUAUGCAGCCCUAUCUGGAAAGAUACAGAACUGUCGUGUUGUCAUCCAGGCGGACGGGACGGUUUGUGUAACGCCAAGUUUUGGGCGCGGAUCCACUUUGACUGCACUGCACUGCAUUUCAAACGCAUUCGUUGUUGCGCUUGAUGAACACCACGGAUACGAGAUGGGUUGGAUCCGGUGACCUGGAUGGUGUUUGAAGCGUGGAUGGAUAAAUUGCUGCUGGAGCUGACACUUCUCUUCCUUUCUCUCACCUUACUCGCCAUCAUGUUGAGCACGAUCAGACAUUCUCUCCAUCUUUCUUUUCCGUCGUCAAGGAAGCGUCACACUGAAGCCCAAUCCGAUGCCUGCUCGACCAGAACCAGAACAGACCUCAAGAGCAUUGCCACAAGAUGGGUCGACAGCAAACGACCUUCCAAAUGCAUCAAUUCAGAAUCG